UGGAACUCCAUAAAUUUAGUCUGGGAAGACUAAUACACAUUUUUUGUUUUAACUGGAAGGCAUUUGUAUUGUAAAAGUCGAUCCGAUUCAUCGCUGGAAUUUGAGAAAGUGAAAUAUUUUCAGUAGACUUUGCUCGUCAUGGAAAGUGAGGUGUCAGACUUCGACCAGGUUCAGGGAGUGGAGAGUGGCAUGGAUGGGGAGAAUGGUGAAAACGCUCCUGUGUACUGCAUCUGCCGCAAGCCGGACAUUAACUGCUUCAUGAUUGGCUGUGACAACUGUAACGAGUGGUUUCAUGGCGACUGUAUCAACAUGACAGAAAAGAUGGCCAAAGCAAUCCGAGAGUGGUACUGUGAAAAGUGUCGGAGCAAAGAUGAUUCUUUGGAAAUAAAGUAUCGUCCCAAGAAGAGCCGUGAAAGGGAAACUGAACAAGAGAGGAUGGACAAGCAAUGUGGCACACCUGAUUUCAAGUUAGAUCAACGUCGUGGAUCACGGAUCAAGCGCUCCGCUCGUAUGUGCGGUGAAUGUGAGCCAUGCAGAAGGACAGAGGAUUGUGCGCAGUGUGACUUUUGCAAGGACAUGAAGAAGUUCGGAGGUCCUAACAAGAUCCGACAGAAGUGCCGAUUAAGGCAGUGUGAGGUCCGAGCCAGGAAGAUGCUGCGGGUCCGGGACGAUGAGCUCACUCCAAUGAAAGAUCAAGACAGCUCUCUGCAGAGAAAUGGAAACUUCUCAGAUGAUUGUGAUGACCAAGAGAUGGAGUUCUACCAAAACUACAGGGAUGCUGGAUAUGAUGAUCACAACAUGCCCUGGUAUAGUGAUGAUGAUGAUGGUCCAUUCCUCGAUCCCGUAUUACGGAAGAGGGCUGUCAAAGUAAAACACGUGAAGCGACGAGAGAAGAAGUCUGAAAAGAAGAAAGAGGAAUACAAGUCUCGGAGGCACAAGCAGAAACAGAAACACAGGGACAGGGUGAAGCACAGUGAGAGGAGUGAUUCACGGGACACAUCGGGGCUGCGGCAGUGUCUGGGACCCAGCUGUGUGGAGGCGUCCCGACCCAACUCCAAAUACUGCUCUGAGGAGUGUGGCAUGAAGCUAGCUGCAAACCGCAUCUAUGAGAUCCUGCCACAGCGCAUCCAGCAGUGGCAGCAGAGCCCAUGUAUUGCUGAGGAGCAGGGCAAGAAGUUACUGGAGCGCAUCCGUCGGGAGCAACAGUCUGCACGGCUUCGCCUCACCGAGAUGGAGCGUCGGUUCCACGAGCUAGAGAAUAUCAUUGCCAAGGCCAAACAACAGGUGGUCCAGCAGGAUGAGGAGGUGAAUGAGGGAGACAACGAUGACACAGACCUGCAAAUCUUUUGCGUCUCCUGCAGCCACCCCAUAAACCCCAAAGUGGCGCUGCGGCACAUGGAGCGGUGCUAUGCUAAGUAUGAGAGCCAGACAUCCUUUGGCUCCAUGUAUCCCACGCGCAUCGAAGGAGCAACCAGGCUUUUCUGUGACGUGUACAACCCUCAGAGCAAGACCUAUUGCAAGCGACUACAAGUGUUGUGUCCAGAGCACUCCAGAGACCCAAAGGUGCCUGCUGAUGAGGUAUGUGGGUGUCCCCUAGUGCGCAAUGUUUUUGAGCCAACUGGAGAAUUCUGCAGGGUGUCCAAACGCAAGUGCAACAAGCACUACUGCUGGGAGAAGCUGAGGAGGGCUGAGGUGGACCUGGAGCGAGUCAGAGUGUGGUACAAGCUGGAUGAGCUCUUUGAGCAGGAGCGCAAUGUGAGGACGGCAAUGACCAACCGAGCAGGCCUCUUGGCCCUCAUGCUGCACCAAACAAUCCAGCACGAUCCCCUUACCACCGACCUGCGCAGCAACAAAGACAGAUAGUUGCUCACACAGUGUUUUUACAGAUAGCUCUCUGAAAACAGAUCAAGGUUGAGAAGAAUUUUUAUAAAGCAGCUUACGUGGAGUGAUGAAUUACCAACACAUUUGAUCUAAAUCCAUAAUGUACAGACAUUUACAUAAUUUGCUGUCAUGAAACGUAUAAACAUUGGGAAAUUCUGUUAAUUCUAUAAGGAGCUGUAACUGUAGGAUACAAUGUAUUCUGUAAAAAAAAAAAAAAAGCUACAAUAUUUGUCAUUUUUUACAGUUGCUUAUAGAAUUUUUAGAAUAAUCGCCCAGCUGUUAUAUAUCUGACUCCAAAUUUAUAUUGGUGUAACAAUGUACAACAGAGGUAUUUAAACUACUGUCUUUUGAUGACUUGUGUCCCAUAUGCUUAGACGACG
Molecule: messenger RNA, 2261 nt
Organism: Scleropages formosus (Asian bonytongue)
Lineage: Eukaryota; Metazoa; Chordata; Actinopteri; Osteoglossiformes; Osteoglossidae
Gene: cxxc1a
Product: CXXC finger protein 1a
Exons: 15
Coding region: 139-1863 (574 amino acids)
Biological process (GO): positive regulation of DNA-templated transcription
Cellular component (GO): Set1C/COMPASS complex
Molecular function (GO): DNA binding; zinc ion binding
Source: RefSeq, a predicted model, not a curated record